AUGUAAUAAUUGUUACAAGUUGAGAAACAUGAAGAAUUCAUAAAAAUGAUCCUAUACAAAUAGAGACUCCCAAUUAAGAUGGAAUCUUUAAAGAGGUUAUUUUUAUAUUGUUGUGUCAAAAUUAUUGAAAACUGA
Paramecium sonneborni is the source of this 135-nucleotide messenger RNA. NCBI's taxonomy places the organism in Eukaryota, Ciliophora, Oligohymenophorea, Peniculida, Parameciidae. The record is from the annotation of a GenBank genome assembly.